Molecule: messenger RNA, 2667 nt
Organism: Ramularia collo-cygni
Lineage: Eukaryota; Fungi; Ascomycota; Dothideomycetes; Mycosphaerellales; Mycosphaerellaceae
Exons: 2
Coding region: 1-2667 (888 amino acids)
Source: RefSeq, a predicted model, not a curated record
AUGUCGACGCCAGCCGCGGGACUCAACGAGUACUCGGCGCGUCUGGCCACCUUCCAUACGCCGCACCAUCUGGAAAAACGACGCGCCAGCAAUGCAACCAAGACCAAGAAGAAGCAGCAGCAGGGAACGGUGGAAUGGCCGCAUGAAUUCCCCUCUCCCGAAGGUCUCGCACGCGCCGGAUUCUUCUACAAACCCGCCCACGAUUCCGAGGAUAAUGUCCAAUGCUUUUCCUGUCAUGUCAAACUGGACGGCUGGGAACCCGCCGACGAUCCCAUAAGCGAACAUCUCGCCCAUUCCCACGGAUGCGCCUGGGCGACAGUCAUCAGCGUCAUUCGCGAUGCCGAUUCCCAACAACCACCCGAGCAGCGCGAUCCUCUCUCGGAAGAAAUGGCGGGCGCCCGAUACGCCACCUUUCAAACCGGUAAUGGAUGGCCGCAUGAGGGCAAGAAGGGCUGGAAGUGCAAAAUCUCCAAAAUGGUCGACGCGGGAUGGGCCUGGGAUCCCAAUGAUGAGGGAGAGGAUGGCGAUGGAACCACGUGCUUUUACUGCGACCUCAGUCUGGAUGGAUGGGAACCCAAAGACGACCCGUUUGUCGAACACAAGCGACGCGAACCUGCUUGUCCGUACUUCGCCUUGCUGGAACACUACCACGGGCCAGAAAUCGCCGAUGGAAAGUCGAAAAAGGCCAAGGCACGCGGCAAGGCGGCUGCUGCUAGAUCUAGUACCGCGAGCAAGGCCAGUCGCAUGAGCGUCCAGAGUGUGCAGAGUGUACAAAGCGCGGUCAGUGAGAUGCCCAGCAUGGGUGGUAGCUUCGCCGAGCUGGGUGGAGACGACGAUCUGCCAGGCGCGGAUGAUAGUAUCGUUACCACUGCCACCACUGCUUCACAAACAACAAAAGGAAAGAAGAAGGCGGUCAAGGCAAAAGCCACGACAAAGGGUGCCAAGGGCAGGAAAAAGGUCGAUGUGGAGGAGGAUGCGAUCGAGGUCAAUUACCCCGAGCUGUUGUCUCAACCCGCACAAGACGAGGAUGAUAUUGUCAUCGCCCCGGCAAAGGCUACUCGCAAAGUAUCCAAACCAGCUUCACGACACAUCGACUCUUCAGUCGUGGAAAUCAGCCAGAUCGAUGUCGCUCCCCCGAAAAAGGCACCCAAAGGUCGCAAACCCAAGGUCCAAAAACAACCCGAGCCAGAACCCGAGCUCAAACAGGAAGAGAUCCCCCAAACCCCAGACGCAGAUGCCAUCGCUGAGAAGAGACUCAGUGAGAUUUCUGCACAACUCCAAGACGAGUUGGAUCACACGGUCGAAGACUACCCACUAGAUCAAUCGACUCCCGUCCAAGAGGCACCCAAACCAAAGCGAGGAGUGAAGCGAACUUCAGAUGGCGCGCGGAAACACCAAAGUUCCGACUCUAGUGCGUUCGAGGUCGAUGUCCCCGCGUUGUCAAAAGCACAGCCAGUGGUGAAGGCGAAACGAGGGAGGAAGCCAAAACAAGCUUCCACUGCAUCAACAGAUGCCGAGCAAGAAACUCAGCCUGUUGAAGAAGUCGUGGAUAUGGACACGGAUGUGAGCAUUCAAUCACUUGUGGAAGCCAUGCCAGAGCCACCAACGAAGAAGCCCAGAGGGAGACCAAAGGGCAAGAAGAACUCGGCAGCACGUUCAUCCCAAGCGUCGCUGGUAAACUCAUCAACUCUCGAGCCGGAAGCACAGCCAGACGAGCUGGAAUCACWCGAGAAUGAGCCCAAAGCGGUCCUGAAGAAGGCGAGAGGAAGACCCAAAGGCAGCAAGAACUCAUCUGCAAGGUCCUCUCAACUUUCACAACAAAUUGCGGACCCGGAAGAGCCAGCAGYGCAGCCAACAUGGCCAGACUUGCCAGUCGAAGAUCCAGCCCGGGAUGAAAUGGAGAUUGAAGCAUCCCUCGUGCGCAUUGCCUCGGAGCAGGCCUCCCACCAAGCCAUGGAGACCGAACAGGACCAUGUCGACGAGUACGAGACUUCACCUUCACAAGGUCGUCUCAGUAAAGACAGUGCAGAGAUUCAACAACUGCAGCAGGAGAUUCAUCAAGAAGACCUGACUUCUCUGGACAAGUCUCGCGGUGCUGACUCUGCCCCACGUCUAUCUUUGGGAUUGGAAGCCAACAGUACUGCUUUCACCUUUAGCCCGAGUGGCAGUGGCAAUGGCAGUGACAAGGAAAAUCAACCUUCUUCCCUCCUUCAACACUCUUCCACCGGCAAAUCAGUACGAAAGGAGAGUACAACACAAAAGGAGAGUGAGGCACGGGCAUUCAUGUCUCGUACAAAGACUACCAGAAUACCUCUCGCGCCCGGAACACCCAACCGCUCCCCAACCCGCGGCCUUCGCACCAGUCCCAGUAAAGCCGAAAUCUCCCGCCUGCAAUCAAAUGUCCCUUGGAAACCCGUCGACCUGGACACUGUCCUAUUGGGGAAUGGAGAUGUCAGUCCCGGACGUGUGGAGAGGGCGCUCGUCAUGGCUGCCGGGGGAGGGUUGAGUGAGCAGGAAAAGCGCAUGACGGUCGAGGAGUGGGUGAGGUGGAGAGCCGAGGUGGUCGAGGCGGAAUUGAGGAGGAAGUGUGAGGGUAUGGUGGGUGCGUUUGAGAGGGAGGGGUUGAGGGGGUUGGGUUGUUUGGAGGGGAUUGAGGUUUCGGGAUGA